Trichosporon asahii var. asahii CBS 2479 is the source of this 1152-nucleotide messenger RNA. Its product is annotated as FAO1p. The coding region runs from base 1 to 1152 and encodes 383 amino acids. The transcript has 3 exons. Lineage: Eukaryota; Fungi; Basidiomycota; Tremellomycetes; Trichosporonales; Trichosporonaceae. The record is from RefSeq and is a predicted model, not a curated record. Gene Ontology annotation, molecular function: dioxygenase activity.
AUGCACGUCCCCACGAUCAGCCUUCGCGACUUUGACGGGCGCCGGGACGAGAUCAUCCAGCAGCUCAUGGAUGCCUCAACCGAAGUCGGCUUCUUCACGCUGUCUGACCAUGGUAUUCCCCAGGAGGAUGUGGACAGCAUGUUCAAGAUGAGCCAGCGUUUCUUCGCCCUGCCUGACGACGUGAAGGCGAAGACGCCCCUAGACGGCAAGAACGCUGGAUGGGAGAAGAACACGCAGGUCCGCCCCAGCACGGGCACCGCCGACCAGAAGGAGAGCAUGCAACUGCAGUUCGCGCGCAUGGAGGGACUGUGGCCCAGCGACGAAGACAUCGAUGGGUUCAAGCGCAAGUCUGAGGAGUUCAUGCACCAAGUGCAAUCGUGUGCAACAUGUCGAGGGCGCAUGAAGGCACUCGAGGGCACACAAGGAGAGCCGGAACACCCGCCAGGGUCCCUCUCGGUAAAGGUGAUGGAAUGCUUCGCUGAUGGACUCGGGCUGCCGAAGGACACCUUCACCAUCGGAACCGUGGACCGGGAGGGCAAAGGCGACUCGCAGGAUGUCCUGCGCCUACUGCACUACCACUCGUGCGAGGGCAAGACGUUUGGCCCCAACUUCUGGCGCGCGGGAGCGCACGCCGACUUUGACGUCCUCACCCUGCUCUUCCAGCGCGAGGGUGAGGGCGGUCUCGAGGUCUGCCCUGGCCGCAAGGUUGUGGGUGACUUUGGUAUGGGCCAGGAAUGGAUCCCCGUUGAGGCGCGCCAGGACCGCAUCGUCUGCAACAUCGGCGACCAGCUUAUGCGCUGGUCCGACGACCGCCUCAAGUCUACCUACCACCGUGUCCGCCUCCCCGAGGGUAACGAAAGCCGUGGCCCUCGCUACUCCAUGGCCUUCUUCAACCAAGCCCGCACCGACGAGGUCAUCCAGGGUCCUAACAAGAAGUACCCUCCCAUCGUCAGUCACCAGUCCAGGGCCGAAGCUGACAUUCAGACCGGCGGACAGUUUAUCAAGGAGGCUCUCGAGCGCAACCGCAUGCAGAGCGCCGAGAUUGCAGCUAAGGCCCGUCUCGAGAGCGCCGACAAGGUCGCGUCCGAAGUGCAUUUCAUCCCCGAGCACAUGAAGAAGCAGGCUGACGCCGUCCCCGUCAAGGCAGCUUGA